Molecule: messenger RNA, 1191 nt
Organism: Eriocheir sinensis (Chinese mitten crab)
Lineage: Eukaryota; Metazoa; Arthropoda; Malacostraca; Decapoda; Varunidae
Gene: IscU
Product: iron-sulfur cluster assembly scaffold protein IscU-like
Exons: 4
Coding region: 166-654 (162 amino acids)
Biological process (GO): iron-sulfur cluster assembly; intracellular iron ion homeostasis
Cellular component (GO): cytoplasm; mitochondrial matrix
Molecular function (GO): 2 iron, 2 sulfur cluster binding; ferrous iron binding
Source: RefSeq, a predicted model, not a curated record
AGACCGCAACACUAGCCCGCACUGGUUUCAGGGUCGUGAGUCGUGACGUCGUUGCUGCCGGUGGAGUGCGUCGCUUGUUCUUGGUCAGCAGUGAAAAUUCCCUCAUCAGCCGCCCGGAGAACCAGGAAACACUGCCCAGCCUGAACAGAGCGCGCAGCCACCACCAUGUCUCUGGCACGGACACUCUCCCGCUCCCUGCCCCUGCUGCAGACCCGGGCCGCCCCCAGGGUCGCCGCCCCCGCCGCCGCCUACCACGAGAAGGUAAUCGACCACUAUGAGAACCCUCGCAAUGUUGGAUCGAUGGACAAGAACGAUGUGACGGUGGGCACAGGCCUGGUGGGGGCUCCAGCGUGUGGGGACGUCAUGAAGCUGCAGGUGAAGGUGGAUAGCGACGGGAAGAUCAUCGAUGCCAAGUUCAAGACAUUUGGUUGUGGCUCAGCUAUAGCCUCCUCGUCCCUGGCCACCGAGUGGGUCAAGGGGAAGACACUUGAUGAAGCAUUAAGGAUCAAGAAUGUUGAUAUUGCCAAAGAACUGAAGCUGCCCCCAGUAAAGCUUCAUUGCUCCAUGCUUGCCGAGGACGCCAUCAAGGCAGCGCUCAGUGACUACCGGGUGAAGCAGUCCUCCAAGGAGAAGCUGAAACAAGAACAGCAGUAGGUAGUAUUAAGGGAGAGUCCACAAAGGAUAUUUCAUUUUAGCUGGAAAUACAUAUGGAUUCAUUCUGUAAAGAUCAUGUCAUAAUACUCAUAAAUGUACGUGACAAGCAAGUUAUUCCUGAAUAUUGCAAAGAUGCUACUAUCAGUUUCAAAAUUCAACCAGAUUGCAUCAACUUUUUAUUAAUUUUUAACCAUACUUGCACAAGUUCCAUUCACUUUCAUGACUUAAGUAGUUUUCUAGCCAACCAACUGCAGCUUUUAUUGGGUAAGUUUAAAACUACCUAUCUAUUAUAUACCUUAAAAUUAUUUAGUUUCAAAUUUUGUAGAUACUCUUUAGCAUUGUACAUACAGUGUGAUGUCAUUGUUAUCCCAUUUUUUCAUUCAUCUUUUGUCACAGGCUCAUCUAAGUUACAGUACAGCCUACCUAAUUAGGUGUUAAGUUCAGCAGAUAUUUAAUGCAUAUGAAAAUAUUUAGCUUUACAAAAAUUCUAUAUUGUAUAUAUGACAAAACUGGAUUUGAUUAAAAAUUUAAACAUUU